Molecule: messenger RNA, 1128 nt
Organism: Zygotorulaspora mrakii
Lineage: Eukaryota; Fungi; Ascomycota; Saccharomycetes; Saccharomycetales; Saccharomycetaceae
Gene: ASP1
Product: asparaginase ASP1
Exons: 1
Coding region: 1-1128 (375 amino acids)
Molecular function (GO): asparaginase activity
Source: RefSeq, a predicted model, not a curated record
AUGAUUAGCGAAUCACUGCAAAUCAAAACAAUAUGUUCUGAUGCUGAAAAUUCUGUGUUUACGAUUGAAAAUACCGCCUUAGACACUCAUCUGCUUGACUCUGCAGAACCGACAAGCCAGCAUCGUACGCUUCCCAGGAUCAAAAUUCUUGGUACGGGAGGUACGAUCGCUUCAAAGGCCGCCCAGGCAUCUCAGACAGCAGGAUAUCAUGUUGAUUUGACCAUUCAAGAUUUGCUUGAUUCGAUUCCAGAUAUUUCUCGUAUUUGCGAAAUAGAGUACGAGCAAGUUUGCAAUGUCGAUUCGAAAGAUAUGGAUGAGGAGCUACUUUUCAAAAUAUAUAGAGGAAUUUCAAGGUCUUUGCAAACAUUUGAUGGGAUUGUAAUAACUCACGGUACAGACACACUUGCAGAAACUGCCUUUUUUAUUGAGAGUACAAUUGACAGUGGGGAUUUACCAAUCGUUUUUGUUGGAUCCAUGAGACCUUCGACAAGCGUAUCAGCAGAUGGACCGAUGAACUUGUUUCAGGCUAUUUCUAUUGCAGCAGAUCCAAAAUCUAGAGGCCGUGGUGUCCUAGUAUCGUUGAACGACCAAAUAUCCGCUGGGUAUUACAUUACAAAAACCAACGCAAACUCUUUAGACUCUUUCAAUGUUCGUCAAGGUUAUUUAGGCAAUUUCUUCAACAAUGAGGUUCAUUAUUACUAUCCACCAGUGAAGCCUUUGGGAUGUCACAAAUUCAAGCUAAAAUUAUCUUCGGACUCGAGCACAAUACAGCUUGCAAAAGUGGGUAUACUAUAUGCUUAUCAGACAAUGGAUUCAAUGCUAGUCGAAUUUAUGAGUGAACAGUAUGAUGGCAUAGUAAUUGCGACAAUGGGUGCAGGUAGUUUACCAAGCGGUGUUAACGACAAAUGCCUGGAUGUACAAGUCCCAAUCGUCUACUCAAAGAGGACGAUGGAUGGCAUGGUACCCAGCAUAAAUCUACCAAAAUCCUCCAGUCGUACUGAAAACUCCAUCAUAGCUUCAGGCUAUUUGAAUCCUGAGAAAAGUAGAAUACUGCUACAGCUUUGCCUUGCGAACCAUUAUACAAUGGAAGAGAUCAGAUUCGUAUUCCGUGGCGUCUAUGGAGGGUGA